This is a messenger RNA of Pistacia vera, 2064 nucleotides long. Its product is annotated as OBERON-like protein. The transcript is spliced from 6 exons. Lineage: Eukaryota; Viridiplantae; Streptophyta; Magnoliopsida; Sapindales; Anacardiaceae. The coding region runs from base 190 to 1665 and encodes 491 amino acids. The record is from RefSeq and is a predicted model, not a curated record.
AUUGGGUAUAAAAAGGUCCCUGUUCGACGAACAAUGUCGUUGAAGCAACCUGUCGCCGUCGCACACGCUCCAUUCUGUUUUUAAUAGGUAAUAAAACAGGUUAUUCCUUCAAGGUCGAAACCCUAAUUUCUGUCUUUGAACAGCUAAGGUUUUCUCAGCUUACCAGGCCUAACUACUUGUGUUCUGGAAAUGGAAUUGAUGGGUGUUGAUAAUACUAAUGGAAGUAUCGAAAGGGUGCCUAGGGUAAAUGGAAAUGGAAAUGGAAAUGGUAUUGAUCUUUGGCCAGUUUCACCCGAGGAGUCAGGGGAAGGUUUGCCGUAUGCUCCUAUAAAUUGGCCAAAACCUGGUGAUAACUGGCGUUGGAAAGUGGGGAGGAGAGUAGCCAUAACCGGCCAUUAUCUGGAUAGAUACCUGUAUCCUCCAAAAUAUUUUCCUCGUCGUGACUCAACAAGUAGGAAAAGUGGUUUUGCAAGCAAGCUUUCUGUUGAACGGUAUAUUCGAACAGUAUUUCCUCACGAAGACGUCAAUAAAUUUUUUGCCUCAUUCAGCUGGAAGAUCCCUGCAAUAAAGAAGUUAUCAGUAAAUGGUAAUGUAGGAGGACGAACACUUUUUCCUGCAUUUUCUGAAGAGAUAGCAGAACAUUCUCGGCCUGAUUCCCCAUCAGAGGAUGUGGGCUGUAAGGCCAGAAAUAAUAUGUGCAACAGUUUGGUGGUGCAAGCAGAAAACUCAUCUCUAACUGCCAUGCCUUGUGAUAUUUGCUGCAACGAACCUCGGUUCUGCCGUGAUUGUUGUUGUAUUCUCUGUAGCAAAACUGUGAAUUUGAAAUAUGGGGGCUACAGUUACAUCAAAUGUGAAGCAAAGGUGGGUGAGGAUUACAUAUGUGGACACAUUGCUCACUUGAACUGUGCUCUGCGUUGUUACAUGGCUGGGACUGUUGGAGGAAGCAUUGGGUUGGAUGCUGAGUACUUAUGCCGUCGCUGUGAUGCAAAGACAGAUUUGGUUCCACAUGUUAAAAGACUUGUAAAAAUAUGUGAAUCUGUUGAUUCCUCAGUUGAUGUUGAGGAAAUUUUAAAUCUCGGUGUCUGUAUUUUGCGUGGUUCAGAAAAGACCAUUGCUAAGGAAUGGCUAAGCCGUAUUGAACUGGCAAUUCGUAAGCUUAAAUGUGGGACUUCUCUUGAAGAUAUCUGGAAAGUUGAAGAUGCUGACUUGGCCAUUUUUACAGGUGUCUCUGAUGAUGAAAAUGCCACAUUAGACCUUACAACCAACCAAGAUCCUGUAGAUGCUAGAACAAGCCCAUUGCAAACCAUGCCCACAUAUUCUGAUCAACAGAUGGAAUCUCAAAAACUUGAGGAAAAGAUUGAUCAGGUUCUUCAAGCAUUGAAAAAGUCCCAGGAAACCGAAUAUAAAUUGGCAGAGGAAAGGCUUUAUGCGCAGAAGAAUUAUCUUUGCAAUCUGUACCAGCAACUUGACAAGGAGAGGUCCGAAUUGGCACAUCGCACGUCAGAGGGCGACCCGGAUAUGCUAUUAAAUGCUGUCUUGAACAGAGUGAACCAGAUAAAACGGCAAGUCAUGGUAUUCAAUGAUAUGGAAAAAGUGGCCAAAGGAUUUGGAAGGACCUCAAAAAAAAUUCUGGAGGAACACUAUGAUCUGGAGAUUGAUGACUAAAAACAAACAAUCCUUGUGGUUGCUGGAUCGACUUUGUCAGACGUAUUCAUCAAACUUCACUGUUGAAACAUCUUCUUGAUGCUUAGAACUCAUCACCGUUACAUUCUUUUAAGCAUAUAUCUCAUGGCUUGUACGAAAUUUCAAUCUACACUAGAUUGCGGCGUGGGGUGCAACAGAAAGGGAGCUGAAAAUCCCAUUGAUUGAUGUCCAAACGUUUUGAUUCUCCACUGAAGUGAACGGAGUGUUGCAUACCCAUAUUUAAUUGAUGGUUGUAUCAGUCUGUUGGCAAACCAAUGAGGGCCUUUAGUUGACCUCGUUGAAAUUUUGUUUCUUGAUUAGAGCUCUGCUAACCAACGGUAGUCAUUCUGUAAUGGGUAGUUGAAGGAAAUUGUAUAAAUG